This is a messenger RNA of Caenorhabditis elegans, 1047 nucleotides long. RefSeq names its product Delta(3,5)-Delta(2,4)-dienoyl-CoA isomerase, mitochondrial (gene Y25C1A.13). The record is from RefSeq and is marked reviewed. NCBI's taxonomy places the organism in Eukaryota, Metazoa, Nematoda, Chromadorea, Rhabditida, Rhabditidae. Gene Ontology annotation, biological process: fatty acid beta-oxidation. The transcript has 4 exons. Bases 26 to 919 code for a protein of 297 amino acids. Gene Ontology annotation, cellular component: peroxisome; cytoplasm. Gene Ontology annotation, molecular function: delta(3,5)-delta(2,4)-dienoyl-CoA isomerase activity; isomerase activity.
AUUUCAAAAUAUUUAGCCAUUCGAAAUGCUCGCCUCUCGCCGUCUUCUUCCACAAAUCUCGAGCCGAGCACUUUCCACGUCACCGGCUCUGAAAUCGUCGGAAAUUUCGGUCAAGGAGGAGCGCCCGUAUGUGUAUAAUGUGAAGCUCAAUCGUCCCGCCAAGUUGAACACGUUUACGAUGGAUAUGUGGAGAGAAUUCAAAAAAGCAAUCGACAGCCUUGCCGAUGACCCAAAAUGCCGCUCAAUCAUCAUCUCCGGAGAGGGAAAGGCAUUUUGCGCUGGAAUCGACAUUGCUCACGGGCUCUCCGACAUCUUACGUAUAAUUCAAGACGAUACAAUUGAAGUUGGACGUAAAGGGCGGCUUGUUCGCAAGUUUAUCGGCGAAAUUCAGGACUGCUAUACUGCGUUGGAGAGAUGCCCAAAACCAAUUAUCGCCUCAAUUCAUUCACAUUGCCUUGGAGCUGGAAUCGAUCUUAUCACCGCGUGCGAUAUUCGAGUAGCUUCACAGGAUGCGAUUUUCUCGAUUAGAGAAGUCGACGUUGGUCUUGCCGCCGACAUCGGCACCCUCAACCGGAUCCAGAAGGUCGUCGGAAACGACAGUUGGACGCGUGACGUCGCAUUCACCGCCCGUGACUUCGGCGCCGACGAGGCUCUCCGCUUCGGGCUCAUCUCGAGAAUCUACGACGAUCGUCAGUCACUUCUCGAAAAUUCGAUCGAUAUGGCCGCCCGUAUCGCCGAAAAGAGCCCGAUCGCCGUGCAGGGAACCAAGGAAACGUUGAACUACGCCCGCGAGCACUCGACCGACGAUUCGCUGAACUUUAUCAAGACGUGGAAUAUGAGCCAGCUCCUGUCGACGGAUCUGUUGAGCAGUGCGAUGGCGGUGAUGAAUAAGAAGAAGGCAACCUAUGAGGAUGUUUGAAAUUAUUGAUUUUUUCCCGUUUUUUAAUGUAUUUCCUCAAAAAUUUCAUCAAAAUUAGUCAGGUUCUAUGUAAAUCUCGUGUAAAAUAAAUGUAUUCUGGAGUGAGGCAAGCGCGCUCUGAUGAUAAA